ACAUUUGACUGGGCUGGUUCACACUUGAAGUGCUUUAUAUUGCACCGGCUACAGAGUUAAUAAUAAUGAAGCCUUUCUAAAGAAGUACUGCUUGGGUAUAUUGUUUCACAUAUCCCAUUUCCAACAUCUGUUUUUCAGUCUGAAGAGAUGUUAGAUUUGGUGGGCUGCAUCUGACAAAAGGCUGUGGUGAUAACGAGGGGUGGAAAGUCAGUGGACUGACUCUUCCUCUUACCAUAACAUUUUACUCACUCGUUUCCCUCUGGGAAGGAGCAGCAAAUAUCAGUGGCUCUUAAUGAAUGAGGUGGGGGAUGGGGAAAGAGCAAGGCUCAUUAUAUUUUACCUCUUUGCAGGAGGGAGAGAGCGGCUUAGCAGAUCUUCCUUCUCAGCCAGCAUCUUCCUCGUGCUGCUGGGAGUGUUUUCUCCGGGCGUGCGAUGGCCGGGCCCUGCUGGACGCUGGUGUUCGAGGCUCCUCCUGGAUGGCACAUAGUUGACACUGUAUGAGCACAGAAAGCAGCAAUGGGAGUAUGUGGUUUUCUACUGAAGAGGUCUCCCAAGAGCUCAUGAUUUUUUUCCAUCUCUCCUCUUAACAUUCCUCCUGCUCCACAGACAUGGCUCACCAUGCGAGGCCUUCCAGAUCAGCCAAAAAAGAUGAGUUAGGCAAAAGGAAAACUAACCAGAGCAAAAAGAAAUCUAGCCAAGUGAGAAAGAAAACCACAAAGACUUCCACAAAAGCCGUUAGUUCUGGAAAAGGUAAAAAGCCAGCGCAAGAAAAAGAUGUUAAGAAAAAACAGCAAGAAAAGAAACCAAUCAUGAGCUCUUCAGGGAGACUUCUCAGGAGCAGUGUAAGCAGAACCUUGUCUGGAGUGUCUUGGGUGAGUUUGGAGAAAGCUGACAAUAUCCUCUUUCACAGCCAGGAUUCUUUCAACAUCAAUGGCUUUACAAUGUCUCUCCGUAACCGAUCCUUCUCCCAAAGAUUGUCCCAAACUCCCAUAAUUGCAAAACCCAAGAAAGCUGCAGCACAAAAAAGGCUAGAAACAAAGGAAAAACAUGAACAAGAAGCCCUGGCAGUAGUAGAAGAGAAAAGCAAUGAAACAGGUGAAAUAGCUUUGAUACAAGAUUUAGCUCAAAAUGAUUUAGCUGCUCUGCCUGUAGAAGGCUGUCUGUGUAGUGAAGGCGAAGAACCUGUUAUCCCAUGUGCCAGUCAGGACAAGGAGGCAGAAAUAUCUGAAACAGAUGACUCCAUUCCAAACUGUCAGGUAACUGAUGAUGGUACGGGAGCUUCAGAGGUGAAGUCUAAGCAUGAAGACCUGCCCUGUGAGCAGAUACCCAGUGAUCUGGAUACAGGCAGUUUGGCUGAAGCGUUUGUCGAAGGCGCUGCGCUGGUGCUUCCAUCUUCUCCUUCUGACUCUGUAAUUGCCUCUGAAUCAAACUCGAAGGUGCAUGCAGAGACUCCCUUCAAUGUGGUGCCCAACAGUACAGAGCCUGACUUCAGCUCUGUUGAUACCUCAGACCUCAGCUCAGCAGUACUGAUCGAGUCGGUCACACUUGCCAAAUUCCACAUUGGAGCAGGGUUGGACAUGGUGCUACCUAGGGAAGAACAAGACUUGCAUUCCGCAUCUCUAGUUACCUCUGAGUUUAACUCACAAGAACAUUUAUUAGAAGAUGCAAGGUCACUUGCAGAUUCCUGCUUGAAGGCAGGCUGGGAUUUGAAAUCUGGGAAUAAAGACAUUGGUUCAAAUUCCAGUUCUGUAGCUGCCUCUGAAUCAAAUUUGCUUUUACGUUUUGGAGGUGCAAGCUCUCUUGCAGAAUACCCCAUGAAACUGCUUGUGGAUUUUGUACCCAUUCACAAAGAACUUGAUUCAAAUUCAGAUUUGAGCUUUACAAAAGAGAAUUCAGAAUUUGACACACAAAACAUAUUUACAGUAUGUGAACCAGUCUCCAAUACCUCUUUAAACAAUAUUGAAGUAGAGGACAUUGAACAGCUUGUUAAAUGUAUUGAUGCAGAGACAUUCAUUUUGAAUUCAGGCUAUGUCCCCACUUUAUCUUCAGAUUUAGAAAAAAGCACAGUUGAUAAAAUCUCUGCUGAAAGCUCUGGACAAUUCUCUGCAGGUUUUGUUUCAGAGUUGCCUUCAAGCAUGGAAAUCUCUGCUCUUGCCUCAGAAAAAGCCAUAAAUGCAGAUUUGCCAGCUGACUCAAGACUGCAGCAUAAUGAUUAUUCAUCACAGCUGGGAAGUGUCGGAGUAAGCUUGAAUUUGUUUCAGGACAACGUGAGCAACAGCACCGAAGCAGUAGAGGCCUCAGGGCUGUCCUCUCUUAAAAAUCCAGCUGGUGGUUACCCUGUUCCAUAUUCAUCUCUGCUCCCUAUGCUGGAGAAAAAGAAACGAAGGCGUUGUGGAGUCUGCGAGCCCUGUCUGCGGAAAACAAAUUGUGAGGAAUGCAGCUGUUGCAGGAAGCGCAAAACUAGUCACCGGAUAUGUAAAAAGAGAAAAUGUGAAGAACUGAAAAAGCCACCACCACCAGUCAUGCUACCUUUUGAGGUUCUAACAGAAAACAAAAGGCCUCAGAGGAGGAAGCAAAGAGUUUUAAAGGCAAAUUUAGAAAACAAAGCAGUAAAUGGCCGCAGACCAGAACUCAUGGAAUGCAGUAUAUGUGGUCAUGGUGAAAAAUACAGGGUGAAGACAAGCCAAGCAGUACCCAUUGAAAAUGUGCAGUCUAAGGAGAAAGAGAGAAUGACUGGCUUAGAAGCAGAGAAGUGGGCACAUAACGAGAAGCCAUCCUUCGGUGUCCACGUCAACGGCGACAUCCAUGGAGCUGUGACGGGCACGGAACACUUGAAACACGCUGACCACAGUGAAAGAGCAGCCUCUCCCAGUCAGUUCACUGAGCCAAAAAAAUCCUUGGUGCACACCAUCAAAAAUGGCAUUAAAACCCUGCAUUAUUCACCACCAGAAGCAGUUGCUUCACUGAAAAAUGUAUCUGCAGAGGAAAGGACAGAUUUGACAAGCAACUCCCACAUGCAAUGGCCGAAGGGUAGCAAUCUGAAUAAUGUAGUAAGCACUCUGAUGAGUGGCACUGGCUGUGUUCAUCCAGAAAACCAAGGGAAUGUUUUAAUGAAAGAGGAAAACUGCACCUGCAGCAUCUCUGAGUAUUCUGAUCAGUCAGUUUUGCAGACAGGUUCCAGCUUGGAUGUGCAGGAGAGCUUGUGUUGUCCUCCGCUGCCUGAAGAGGAGCUGCAGGCAGGGAAGGAUGGCUUUAAAGUACCAAAUGUGGAGACGCUGCCUGAGAAUUCUGCACUCCAGCCCACUUUCUUGUCCCUGAUUAAAACCAGAAAUUUAACUCUGGAGCAGGUUGUAGCUAUUGAAGCUUUAACACAGUUGUCUGAAGCUCCUUUAGAAACAACUUCACCAGCUAAAACUGAAAGUACUGCAUGUACAGGAGAAACAACUUCCAACUUGCUCCAUAGUUUUAAAAGGGAUAUCUCAUCCUCCUUUACAUCCUCUGCAUUGCAAGAAAUCAAAGACACUUACUUAGAGAAUGAACAACAGCUCUUGGCUCACUGCGCUCACUCGCAGAAGCAGCUCCCUAAUAAGGCAGUGUUAUACAAUGGCCAAAGUUCAGUGUCUGAAUUGUGUGAUAAACCUGCCAAUCCGGCUGGUGAGAUGUAUAAAUUACAGUUAUCCUCAAGAGAUACCAAAACUUUAUCUGACUUAACAUCUAAUGCAGCAUUUUCAGCAUAUGAUUCCAACAAAAGUUGUGCUCAUGAGCCAGUCACCCUUGCAGGGUAUUGCAAUGCUUCAUGUGAUGUCCAGCAAAUAAGGAACAACUUGGAAGCUCCUGGCCAGUUAGAACAAAAGCCAGCGUGUAAUGAUUCGAAAUUGGAAGGUAGUUCUUUGAUUAAAGAAGGAGGAAUUCACAGCCAGGAUGAAGAGGAUGUAGCUGCACAACUAACUCAACUGGCAGCACUGAUUGAAUCAAACCAGACGAAUCCAGAGCAGAAGAAUGAUAUAAAGGCAUCACUGCUUAAUCUAAUAUCACAUGAGAGGCAGCCAAAAUAUAACCAAGAUGUGUUGCAGAAAAAAGAAACCGUAUUUUUCAGGCAUAAUUAUAGUUCCUUACUGUUAAAGCAAAAACAAGCAACAAAUAAGAAAGGAAAUGCUGUGCCAUGGAAACCAAGACACAAAAAGAAGCCUCAAGAAGCACGCUAUCAACAAAAUAAUCAAAACCAGCUAGAGCUGUUGUCAUGCCAGCACAGUGAAUUGCAGGACAUUUGGAUAUCAUCAAAACUGCACAAGCUUGGUCAAACUGUGCCACAGGAUUCCAGGGUGGCUCCGUCUGAAAAGAAAUCUCCAAGAACCAAAGUACAGAGAGCACUCAGUCAAAAUACUUUAGCAUCACAAGAAAAAACGAGAUUAUUUCUCCCACAAGCACAGAUAAAAUUCCACAGGUGUUUACCUGAGGAGAAAAAAAAAGACAGGUUGUUUGGCUGUGAGGUGGUGAAUGAGCAAAUGAAAACUGUGGGCUUCAGUGACCCACUAGGCACUGAUGCAUUGAAAAAUGAAGUUGUUGCACGUAGCCAACACAGCGACCUGUCCUCCCGUAAUCCUCUGGCUGCUUCACAGCUGAAAACAGCAUCCUUGUUGAAAAGACCAACUGAAAACCUACAGAUGUUUACAGAAAAAUGUAAUUCUCAGGUACAGCAAACAGCAAAUGUCAGUCAGGCGCAUCCUUUGCCACCACCAACUUUUAACCAGUCUAACCUGAGAGCUAACGAAAUGUGUAGUGAAAACAAAGCCUCUGUUCAGCAGGUCAAACAACAGGUAGAUCCGAAGUCCCAGGUGCUGCCUGUUGCCUGUGGUGGGGCCCAGGUGCCAGGUGCUGCUGAAGCUCUCAGGAAUAUGGAGUGUGUGGGUGAGGUGACCGUUCUGACAUCAACCAGUUUGGGUACUGACCACGCCCAGAGCACAGGCGACUCAGGGUGUUCCCCAGCAAAAAACACGCUCAGCAGUUUCCUUGAAUCACCCAUGAAGUUUCUUGAUACCCCUACAAAAAAUUUAAUAGACACACCUACCAAAAAAGGACAAUCUGAAUUGCCAACUUGUGACUGUGUUGAGCAAAUUAUAGAGAAAGAUGAAGGCCCCUAUUACACUCACCUCGGGACAGGACCAAGUGUUGCUGCUGUGAGAGAAAUUAUGGAGAACAGGUAUGGAGCAAAAGGAAGCGCUGUAAGAAUAGAGGUAGUGGUUUAUACAGGAAAGGAAGGAAAAAGCUCUCAGGGGUGUCCAAUUGCCAAGUGGGUGAUCCGAAGAAGCAGCGAUGAGGAGAAGUUGCUGUGCUUGGUCCGUCAGCGCGCGGGGCACCACUGCCAGACGGCUGUGAUCGUCAUCCUGAUCCUGGCCUGGGAGGGGAUCCCGCACCUCCUGGCGGACACGCUCUACAAGGAGCUGACACAGAGCCUGCGCAAGUACGGCUGUCCCACCAGCCGGCGCUGCGCCCUCAACGAAGAUCGUACUUGUGCAUGUCAAGGACUUGACCCAGAAACUUGUGGAGCAUCAUUCUCAUUUGGCUGUUCAUGGAGUAUGUAUUUCAAUGGCUGUAAGUUUGCCAGGAGCAAAAACCCCAGGAAAUUUAGGCUUCUCACUGAUGACCCUAAACAAGAGGAACUUCUUGAAAAUAAUUUGCAAACGUUAGCGACUGAUGUGGCUCCGGUUUAUAAGAAACUCGCUCCAGAAGCUUUCCAGAACCAGGUGGAAAACGAGCACAUGGGCCCCGACUGCCGGCUGGGCUCCAAGGAUGGCCGGCCCUUCUCGGGUGUCACGGCGUGCAUCGAUUUCUGUGCCCACGCCCACAAGGACACACACAACAUGCACAACGGGAGCACUGUGCACAGUGGAAAAGGCUCCAUCAUUUCUGCAUGUGAGGUUCAAGAGGACACAGGCAGAUCAAAGAGACCCAGAAUAACAAUGAAGCUGUGUGGCUACAGAUGGAUGUCUGGAGGGAAUUGCAUUGAGUUCCUGGUGCAUUUGAAGUUUUAAAGAAGGGAAUAAUAAUAAUAAAGUUUCAUAAACAUGCAACUUUUACCAUGACAUAACUAAAUGGUAAUGGGUUUGAUCACCAAGCACAUUGGAAACCUAAACAAACCAUUUGGCCAACAUUUCUUUGGCCUUUGAGCAUCCUGGAUGAUUUAGCUGCCAGUUGUGGAAAAAGCACAGUAGCAGGAUAUGCAGUUUCAUGCCCUAAAUGGCCUUUAACAGACUUGAUGGUUUUCUCAUGUUAGCAUUUAAUUCUGGUCAGUUUGCAGCAGUGUCAGUACCAAUGGAAAAUAUUGCUUUUUCACUUCUCAGCAAUAGCUUCUAAGUUCCUUAAUGGAAUAUUUUGCACAGAUUUGAAUAUUGAAGUAUUUUUUUUAAGCAGGUAUUUCUCAUUUGGUGAAUUACCACCUUUAGCUGUAAGUUUUUAGGUUAUCUAUACAGCCUUAAUUUAUGGCUGGUUUUCCCAUAUCAUUAUUUUCAGUUAUCUGUUUGCCAUAGUGCCCUCACUUUUAUGUUAAAAUACAUUAAGGGGGCAGUGACUGUGGAAGUAUACAUGUAUUAAAACUGGUGUUGGUAUUUAGGCUGUAGAUGUACUGGUCAUCAGAUCUGGAUACAAUUUUGGCUACACAUUAAUUUCCUAAUAUGUAUUCAAACUCAGUAUUUAACAUACAGGGUGUGCUGGAGUUGGCAUUACUUCAACCAUAGUUCUGGCAAUAUACUACAGCCCUCAUCUUGUUUACUUCCUCAAAACCAGGUCAUCUUUCUUGUUCUAGAGGGUGUUGGCUUUUGCAUGGAAAUUUAUAAAUGUAAAUUGGAUGAGGUUCUCAGUUUUCAAAAUAAUAAAUAUUGUGGAUUGAAUCCUCAAGACUUCUUUCAGAUGAGGCUAGACAUGGUAUUCUAAAAGAUCAGUGCCCAGUUUCUGAUGAAAAUGAGUGGGAGCCAGGCCCCUCCAUGAUGGCUUCAUUCCUGCUUUUGGUUAUAAUUUAGAAGGGGAGAAUGCACCAGGCUGAGAACAUCACUCAUAUAUAAUUGUGCUCUCUAUAUGUCUGACCUUCUCUCACCCUUCCUCAAUAAUUUGGCAUUUGCUGGCCAUUUUCAACGGGAUGUCACAGAACUUGGCAGAAACUGAAUUGUCUUUGGAGGUUUUUUAACCUCUUGCUGUGGGUUGUGAAAUGUCCCUGUUGAGUGAGGGGAGCCUGGGUCCAGGAGAAGGUGGCCCCAAGCCUGAGGCAGGCCCUGUUUCCCCUGGCCAGCAGGGGUGGGAGCAGGGAUCCCUGCUGGGCUGGGGGGCUGGAGAAGCUCACAGGAAGCACGGUGCCAGUCGCUGCUCAUGGAACAUCUUGUUGUUUUUCCUAAAUGUGCCUGGCAGUGCAGAGGCUGCCCAGAGGAGGUGAGUACGCAUGGAGCCGGCACCUGAGUGAGCGCCACAAAGCUGCUGCUCACUGCCCUAAAGCCCCCUCUCCAUCCCUUCCAGCUGCCUCCUGAAAAGCUCCUCCUUGUCUCUGCCCCUCGGAUUUCCUCCUUUUGCUGCUCUGCAACUGCCAAGCUUUGCAUAGAGCUAUUGAUAAAGCCUAAGCCACCACUUUUUUUUGGUUCAGGAUUUUUUAGUUUGUGGCUCUGUAAUUUUUACUUUUCUAGAAAUAAUUGUGUGACACUUUUAUGCAAAAGCUGUGCUAUAAAUGAAAAAUGUUUGAGUUUUUUUCACCCCGUAAAUAAUAGCAUUCUUCUCCCCUGGAAUGUUAAGCAUAGUGACAAGAUUCUGGGACAUUGGACUGGCUGUUUAUGAUAGGUGUCAGAUUCAGCCUACAGAAUGAUGGAAUGAUAACACUUCCAUUUAGGGAGUAUCAUCUCAUCCUUGGAUGGUGCUCCUAUUCCUUUAUGUGUGUAGUUAGUAACUCCUGUGGAACAGCAGCUUCCCUGAGCCAUGCUCUCAAUGCCUGGCUUUCUAACCAUGUAGCAGCCCCUUGGGAAUGGAAUUGACAGACCUGCAGGAGGGUGGAUGUCUGUACAGGUGCUCAGGCACAAGGAGCUGUUGCUGUCCCUUGGGAAUGGCACCAAGGAUCACAGCAGGGAAAAAAACCCUGCUUUCAGCGGGAAGUUAGGGUUAGUAACAGCUGGAACUCAAGGAGUGCUGGAAAUGUUCAGCAUUUAUAAUGACAAUAGGAAAACAAUUGCAAUAGGUUGGGAUAUAUGUAUUCACAUUUCUGAUGUGCUCUCAUCAAACCCGAUAUAACCAGCACUCUCCUCUGGGCUCCAGGAUCUCACAACACAGAAUAAGAGGAAGUAGGGCAGUGGCCUAAGAGAACAUUUCCUGGGUCCUGCGAGUUAAUUACAGCGGGCUGUUAAUUUAAGAAAGUAUUGAGAGAGGGAGAGAGAGCUGAGAUUUGCAAAACAUAUAAACAUAUAAAACAUACAGAGCAGUGUGAGUAACUGCUUGUGAUGGUUUGGGUUUUUUUUUUCAUUUACCAACCAAAACAAAAACCAAAACCAAUUCUAAAUCAUAGAAUAAAUUGCAGAUCAUAAACGCUUCUUGUUUAAUGCAAAAAUUAAUUUUCAUCUUUUGUAAUAUUUAAAAAUUAAUCUGAACAUCAAAUAUGUAUUUAUAUAUUAAAAUAAUAAUCACUUAGGAACUUUGCAGUAUAUUUACCAAGGUUGGCAUAUAUUUGUGGAUACUGUAAGCUGAGACAAAAUUUCUCUUUGCCAUCCAAGGUGUGUGCCUUAACCUUAAAGUACUGAUAGUUUCUCUGUGUCAUGGUAGAUCAAACACAUGUGAUUGUGUGUGAGAUGUUUGCAUUAGAAAGCCCCACAGUGUUGAGGCCACAGAAUCCGAGUGAGCAGUGAAGCCUGGGAUGGCUGCCUGAGCCUUUAUGUAACUGGUGUUUGGUGUGUGUGGUUUAUUUGUAACUGGCUCUGCUCC
Molecule: messenger RNA, 8946 nt
Organism: Parus major (Great Tit)
Lineage: Eukaryota; Metazoa; Chordata; Aves; Passeriformes; Paridae
Gene: TET1
Product: tet methylcytosine dioxygenase 1
Exons: 11
Coding region: 609-6032 (1807 amino acids)
Biological process (GO): positive regulation of transcription by RNA polymerase II; oxidative demethylation
Cellular component (GO): nucleus
Molecular function (GO): DNA 5-methylcytosine dioxygenase activity; DNA binding; zinc ion binding
Source: RefSeq, a predicted model, not a curated record